This is a messenger RNA of Lingula anatina, 1121 nucleotides long. RefSeq names its product forkhead box protein N3. The record is from RefSeq and is a predicted model, not a curated record. NCBI's taxonomy places the organism in Eukaryota, Metazoa, Brachiopoda, Lingulata, Lingulida, Lingulidae. Gene Ontology annotation, molecular function: cis-regulatory region sequence-specific DNA binding; DNA-binding transcription factor activity. Gene Ontology annotation, biological process: regulation of DNA-templated transcription. Gene Ontology annotation, cellular component: nucleus.
UGUUUAGCACUUCUGCAGACUAAUCAGGGUUGCCAUGGCAGAGUUGACAUGUUGCCAGGGGAUCAUGAAGCUAAUAUGGCUGACCAUGGUAAUCUAAACCCCAUCUGUGAGUGUACAUCGUUGAUAAUCACAUCAGCAUUGGCUGGGGUGCUGGGCUUGUUACAGAGAACAAUUGUUCAUUGUGUCUGAUUAGCUUUUCAGAUGUCAGGUUCUUGAUGAUAAGGCCCCCAUAUUCAAGUGUCAGUUGUGGAAAUGGAUUCUACCUACUUUUCUAAAUCUGGAAUAUUAGGUGGAGAUUGGAAAAGAAAGGUUGGAAGGUGCUGAUUUGCUGUUGCCAUGGAUUCCAACAAACGAUUGGAGGAAAGUGACGAGGAUUUUCGCAAACGGCUUGUGGACAGUCUAAGCCAGAGUUUCCCAGAUAGUGCAUUAUCCAAAAUGCUGAAGAUUUGCAAUGCUGCUAAUUCAGCUCCAGAUUCAUGUGAUGAAUUAGAACUGGGAGACUUGGAUCCACUGGCAAAAAGUUGUUUUGCAGAAAUCCGUUUGGAUAAGGGCCCCAUUGAUGAAGAUGACGAUGAUGAUUUGACUAGUUUAGCCUGGCUCCAGGACUCAAACCUGCUGAAGGAUAUUGCCGGUGAAGCAGAUUUGGAAGAUAUCCCAGAGACUCAGAAGGAAAAUAAAGAAGGAGAAGUAAAUGGCAAGGAAGUCAGUGGACAAGUUCAUCCUCCAAAUGUGCCCUAUAAUCCUCAAAAACAUGUAAACAGUAAACCACCUUACUCUUUCAGCUGUCUGAUAUUCAUGGCAAUUGAGGACUCACCGCAGAAAAGGCUUCCAGUAAAAGACAUUUAUAACUGGAUUCUAACACACUUCCCUUACUACCAGAAUGCGCCAACAGGAUGGAAGAACUCUGUCCGUCAUAAUUUAUCCCUCAACAAAUGCUUCAAGAAAGUGGAAAAAGAAAGGGGACAGAGUAUAGGCAAAGGAUCACUAUGGUGCAUCGACCCAGACUACAGACCCAACCUCCUGCAGGCACUCAGGAAGACCCCAUACCACCCUUACCACCAGCUACAGAUGCUUGCCAACCCCCCAGUCACCCAGACAUACUCAUACUCUGUUCUUCCAGG